Molecule: messenger RNA, 1059 nt
Organism: Clavispora lusitaniae ATCC 42720
Lineage: Eukaryota; Fungi; Ascomycota; Pichiomycetes; Serinales; Metschnikowiaceae
Product: protein-lysine N-methyltransferase
Source: RefSeq, a predicted model, not a curated record
AUGCGCCGCCUUUCUGUCUCCGCCGUGCUUGCAUGCUUGCAACAGCGUGUGAACGAUUUUCUCUGCUACGACAUUUCUUCGCUUCUAGACGAAGACUCCCAGCGGCAGAUCCACCAGCUACUUGUUGAAAUUGCCAAAACCAACCCAUUCUAUGUCAAGGUCUUCUUGUCGCGGUACAUCCGUCUUCUCGAGUCACAAACAGACGUUGCCGAGGAACUCUACGAACUAGUGUGUGACAGCUCCAUACUAGGUGCAACCGAACCUUCUGCCACUGCUACAGAUGUGCUCCGUUACGGCGUGGGGUCGAAGGCCACAGUUGCCAUCCGAGAAAACCCAAAAGUCAUUUCUGGCCACGGCACCACGGGUCUCCGAACAUGGGAAGCUGCGCUCUAUCUACUGAACAUGCUCAAUACUCCGGGUGCUCUAGGACCUUUGGACUUGAAGGGACGCCGCAUAGUGGAGUUGGGAGCAGGCACGGGCCUAGUGUCGUUGGCACUUCUCCAACAAAAGGAUGUGCACCAAUUUUCACACAUCAUCGUGACAGAUGGAGACACUGCGCUAGUGGAAAACCUUCAACCGACAUUUGCCCUUAAUGGGGUCCAACUUCAUCGCGGAGACAAAGAUGAUGGAGCAGAAGGGCAAGCAGACGAAAUGCAGAGCGGAAAUCUCUGUGGCUCGGAACCUUGUGCCUUUGCCCAGCAACUUCUAUGGGGCACCACAAAUAGACAAUCUUCUUCGUUCAUCCAGGAAGCGCCUCAGGCCGAUAUUGUGGUCGCAGCUGAUGUGACGUAUGACAAGCUGAUUGUUCCACAGCUUUGCGACACUAUAGGAGACUUUCUUGUGGGAGGAACCACAGCCGUUUUCGUUGCGGCCACGGUUCGAAACCUUGAGACGCUAGAGGUGUGGGAAAAAGAGCUUGAUCGCCGCUUUGUGUGGAGAACGCAAUGUGUGGCGUCGGACCCACAUCUGUUGGAGAUGGACUGUUGGUUCAAGAAGGGCACCCCAGAAAUUCGAAUCUACCACAUCUCUGGAGUGAUUUCUAGAGUUGAGGCUAGUUGA